Nematocida ausubeli is the source of this 2718-nucleotide messenger RNA. RefSeq lists its product as uncharacterized. The coding region runs from base 1 to 2718 and encodes 905 amino acids. Lineage: Eukaryota; Fungi; Microsporidia. The transcript has a single exon. The record is from RefSeq and is a predicted model, not a curated record.
AUGCAUUUGCAAUAUUUGAUUUGCUUUAUGGUGAUUGGCACCGUCUUUGCUAGGCUUGGUGUGAAGCAUCUACAAGAAGCCCAGGAAAUGCAGGUGUCCAAUGAGGAAGGUGACCAGUUUAUCAUAAACCCGGAAGGCCCAUUUAACUUGCUGCGGGGAUACAUCUAUCAUAAAAGUGGAUACAUCCAUAAUAAGCGGCAGUUUUCCCCAGAAAUAAGCAUAAACUACAAUAUAUCAGGAAAGAAAUCCUUAUUCAGAAACUUAUAUGACUACAAUUAUACGAGGCUGCACCAUAGUGAUAAAGUGUAUUACAAUGAAAAUGGACCGUACCCAAAACAGGAAAAGGACACAGAGCAAGAAAAACUGAAAAAAUACAUUAUUGACUACCACAGCAAACUUGUUGAAAUGUUCUCAUUAAAUGACACCCAUGUGACAAUUGAGGCAGGAAGGUACGAUUCCUUAACCAAGUUUUUGAGGUACCCACCAGUUAAGGCUUGGUCUAACCACAUUCUAGCCGCUCUUCUGUUGCUUUCUGAGGGCAUAGACGUCCCUCUGGAGUGCGUGCAGGAGAUGCCACAGCAGCAUUUUCUUGUUCUAAAAAAGAGAAACUCUGACGAGAACUACUUUUCAAUUCAGAUAAGUGUGCCAGGGUAUAGUUCUUCUAGUCCAAGAUAUAACCCGCAUGUUCCGCAGAUUGAAGCCAAGAACAUCAUUGAGUUCUUUAUAAAGAACAGAGGGUGCCCGUUUCUAAAGAAAUCUGGAGUUUUUUCAGACCCAGCAACCUUUGAAGAGUUUAAGAAUGGAUAUUUCCUGAAUAGCACGCGAUUCUUAAUACAGACCUAUAUCUUUGAGUUUAUUGACAAUCCAGCAGAUCUUAAGGAGUUCAUUACUGCUGGAUACAGUUUACUGCAGGACUACAUGCAAAAUGAUGCAGCUGGAAAAAAAAAGAAAAAGAGAAUGAUGAACAUAUUUAGUCGGUACUUCAUACCCGCACAGAAUUUAGGAAGCUCUUUGGAGUACUUUCAUAUAGCAGACACGCUUAAAGAGCUUAAAGACAGUAAAAAAAUACUUCCUUUCUACUCAGAAGAGGAGAUUCCUGUCUACUGCAGGAUACCAUGCUACAAACAAAAAAAGGGCAUAUUUACUACAGACUAUGCAGAAUAUUUUGCAAACUGCGGUGAAACAGUCCUUCUGAAUCUAUUCUGCUGCUUGCUGUACAACCCAAUGACCAAACAGUAUACAACACAGCACAUAACAAAUCCGUCUGCAGAUUUAGUUGAGUUCUUCUCUGUCUACAGCACACCUGUAGAGUCUAGCAGUAUGGAGAUGCACAUGGCCUGGUGUAAAGUCGUCUCAGAUCGAAAAAGGAAAAGCAUCAAAUACCGGAGCAAAACAUACGAAAUAGCAAGCGGCAUUAUCAAUAUGCUUCAUAUAAUCACAGACCUAACAGGAAUCUAUGAAGAGAGAAGUGAAGUGCUUGAAUCACUGUAUGAGAGAGUCUUUAAAAGAGAACAAUUGGAGGGUCCGCUUUUGAAAGAAAUCUUAGACCAUACAGAAAGUAUUUUCAAGGAAAUCGCCUGGAAUAAAUCCACUCGUGUGGACAUGAAUGGCGUACAUAGAGUAUACAGGUCAGAUGGAAAUCUCGAUAUUGUUGGAAACGUCACUAUAUAUGCACAGCACGAUUCAAUGGAGUCUAUUGCCGCUAUACGCAUAAGUACUGGGCACUCUUUCCUUAGUAUAUCGCCGCCUCCCUACGAGUUCUCUGAAGACGAGAAUUCUUUGCUGUGCUCUCUGCAAAAAAAAGCACUUGAAAAGGACAGUUUCCUUGGGUAUGCCUUUGCGCAGUAUAUUAGAAGGCUAAGACCUCGCUGCGAGGAUGGCAAGGACGAGCUGGCUUUCCCGUGCAUACAAAAUGAAAUCCUUGAAGUAGUAAGAAACAACUAUGAAAAUAUGAACAGGCUUCUGCUCCUAAACAAAAUAUCCAUACUGGGUGUAGCACGCGAUAUGGUGGAAGGCUGCAUGAUACUCACGUCCAGGGCAGAAUUGACUCCACGCCAUCCUAUAAUCCGAUUUACCUCGAACAUAAUAGGAUGCAUGAACCUUACAAAGUCAUGCAUUCAGGCAUUUUUAUUGCCCUCUUUAAUAUACUCAAACAACGCACACCUGUUUAGACGUAUUAGCCUGCCUUUUGAAAGAUGGAGAGAGAUUAUUUUGGACCCAAAAGAGCACAUAAAUACGUUCGAGCGCAUUAUACAUGCAGAUAACCCAGAAUUUUUAGUUUCUGCAAUAAGGCUAUACACGCAGAUAGAGAAAAAAGGAGCACUAAGUGCGCAGAAUCCACUGAUUGAAAAAAGUCUUAACAAAGGAAUAUUCAAAUGUCUAUUCAAGAAUAACACAGUUGAAUAUGCACAGAUGCUGACAGACUGGAUAGAUUCAUACUACCAGGUGAAUAGAAAAGAAGUACAUGCUGUAGUAAACUACAUCUGGAUGAUAUAUGCAUGUGAGGAAAAGAGUGAGCAACCAGAGCUUAUUAUAAGUCUGGCUGCAAUGAUUAAUAAGAGUAUAUAUUUACAUGUAUUUAGAUGUCUUGAUAUUUCAGACCCUGCUAAAAUAGUCCGUGUGCUUACUUCUUUACAAGACUCUUUUAAAGAGAAAAAUCUACGAGUGUGUAAUAUUUUGGAAGAGACCGUGCAAUAUAUUGCUUCUCUGUGCGCAUAA